Molecule: messenger RNA, 2091 nt
Organism: Porites evermanni
Lineage: Eukaryota; Metazoa; Cnidaria; Anthozoa; Scleractinia; Poritidae
Source: the annotation of a GenBank genome assembly
AUGGCUCAAAAUACGAAACAGGAACUCGACAAAGCUAUAGCUGGCAUGAACAAAGGAAUCGACAAGAAAGAAGAAAUGAGAUUGAUGAUGGCACCUUACGCAAACUGGGAUACCUUUCUCACGCCAGCUCCUCUAUCCAUCGCUUUGCUGGGACAGUUAAUUCUUAUUUCUUCGGAUGCCGACUUCAGUCUUCAAGACAAGAAAGAUAGCAUCAAGUUUGAAUUUCUGAAAUACCCUGAUUCGUUUCGUGCCUGUCUAGUGCAGGUCAGCAACAGAGGAUGGGAUGCCUUUAACAAGGCACACACUUCCAUGGAUCAGAUCCGUCUGUACUCAAGCAAUGUCGACAAGCACGUCAAAACAGCAGUGAAAUUUCUUAUCGCAGGGUCAGCUGAAGAUGUCCAAUCGAUGGUCCCCGAUGCGCUAAAAAACAUUGAAGCGAUCGCUGAUAAUUGUUUAGAGUUGGCCACGUCGGUUGAAAAAGAGUUCGUUGCUGUGAUGAAACUAAUUGCCGAACUCCUUGAAGCGUGUACACGAGCGAAGGGUCAACAUGAAGAGGAUCUGAAAGCCGCAAAGAUCGCUCAUGAAGUUGCAGAGGAGCAUAUGAAAGCCGUUAAAGCGGAGAAAGAACAAGCUGAAAGUAGACGAAAUGAAAUGGAAAAGCAAAUGAAAGAGGCGAAUGAAGAAUUCAAAGAUUCCAUUAAAUCAAUGCCUGGCGCAUGGGAUAUCAUUGGAAAAGCUUGCGCUGACACCAUGAUCAGUGCUACUCGCAUCGUUGGCACCAUACCAAGUAUGAUGUUGGGAAAACUAGGCCUCAAUACUCGUUCCUCACAAGAAUCUAAAGUCAAUGAGCCCACAAGAGAUUCAAAUCCUCCACAACAUUCUGAAGGCGCAUUGGCGAUUUAUAAAAUCGUGCCUGAGGUUUACGGCCUAGUGGAAACCCUUGUGGCACUUGCACAUGGUGGCGAGGUCAUGAAAGGCGAUGAAAGGGCAAAGCAUGGAGUAUUACGCUCUAUGAAGGCACUUGAAAGCAUUAAGAAAAAUCGAUUGGAAGAAGUAAAUGAAUCACGGAUGAAAACGAAAGUGCUGAAUCUGUGCAAAGAUGCGAUUGAUCUCUCCCAAACCUUGUCUAAGAAGCCACAACUGCAAUAUUCCCAGGAAGACAUUGAAGAGAUACAUUUGCAAGCAGAUAUGCUCCUCGAAGAGGCCGACGUCUUACUAGGUGUAUCGCAUUCCGUUCUUGGUACCAACGCCCUUCCAAAUACAUCUCCAAAUCUUGCCAAACAGCCAGUGUACAACAGCGAUGGUGGUUUAGUCCAACAAGCAUUGGACAGUUAUCGAUUCAGGACGGAAACAGCGAAAGAAAUGUUGAAGGAUUCUCGUCGCGCAUACGAGGCAUCUUGUGAUGAGGUUGCGAAGAAAUCAAGAGAGGUGACCAAUCUUCUUGUCGAAAUGAAAGAGCUCGACUUAAAAGAGAUAGAUAUGGAAAAAAUCAGGAAGACGUUGGUGAAAGGUAUUCAAGCUCUCGGUGAAUUGCGAGAACAGUGGGGCAAGCUGGUUCGGUUUUUCCAGAUGCUAUCCAAUUUAGUCAAGUGUUGCCUGAGUACCUCCCUCAAGACCUUUGUGCAAACCUCUCGUAACAGAUUGGCCCAAGGUGACAGUAGCAUGUCUGCUACCAUGCGUGACGUCAUCUUCGAACAAGCCUUUCAAGCCAAUCAGAUUGCGUACGUGGUGAACAGCAUUUCUAGCGUAUACGUGGAGGUGUCGGAUAAGCAUUUGAUGGAGCGUAUUACAUGUCUUGGUAAGUUGAUUGCACUGGAUCCAGCUAGCCAUAAACACGAGAUCAUGCUGAGGCGAGAAGAGCUAAACCAAGGCUGUGAAGAAGCUCAGGAAGCCAUUCGUAGAAUUGCUCUUGACAAGAAGAAGGAAAUAACAGAAGCAUUUGACAAAAGAAUUGGAAGAAUUGAAAGCGAAGUAGAAGCUUUACUGCCUCCGAUCUCGGAAAAGAGAGCUGAAGAGAUAAAAGAAAAAGUGAAAUCUAAUAUUGCAAUUUCAAAAGCUGACAUCGAAGCCGAGGUUGAUGACUUGACUUAA